Messenger RNA from Pseudophryne corroboree (corroboree frog), 4015 nucleotides. RefSeq names its product potassium two pore domain channel subfamily K member 17 (gene KCNK17). Gene Ontology annotation, biological process: potassium ion transmembrane transport; stabilization of membrane potential. The coding region runs from base 216 to 1157 and encodes 313 amino acids. The transcript is spliced from 5 exons. NCBI's taxonomy places the organism in Eukaryota, Metazoa, Chordata, Amphibia, Anura, Myobatrachidae. The record is from RefSeq and is a predicted model, not a curated record. Gene Ontology annotation, molecular function: potassium ion leak channel activity; outward rectifier potassium channel activity. Gene Ontology annotation, cellular component: plasma membrane.
UAUUAGAGGCACUGCACCCAGCACUGUGUAUUAGAGGCACUGACUGCACCCAGCACUGUGUAUUAGAGGCUGCACCCAGCACUGUGUAUUAGAAGAAUUAGAUACAAUAAUCCGGUCCCGGCUGUCCGAUCCCCCGCCUCCUCCGCCCGCCUCUACCCAACCCCCUGAGCUCAGCUCCGGAACAUCGCACCUUGCCGUCCCCUGGAGUCUGGACCAUGUGCUGCUGCUGCUCCCCAUCCAGGCGCUGCCGGGUGCCGGUCACCCUGUUCCUGCUCAUAACCUACUUCUGUUACCUGCUGCUGGGGGCCACCGUCUUCUGGGCCCUGGAGAGCGGGGCUGAGCACGACCUGACCCUCAGCUUCCAGCAUGAGAAGUGGGAGCUGCUGAGGAACCACACCUGCAUGGACAACCGGAGCCUGGAGCAGCUCAUCACGGGAAUCAUUAACGCCUACAAGAAGGGGGUCAGCCUGAUGGGGAACGAUAGCAGCCCGGAGACCUGGAACUUUGCCGGAUCUUUCUUCUUCUCUGUAACCGCUAUAACUACAAUCGGCUACGGGAACCUGAGCCCCACCACAAUGGGUGGCCGCAUCUUCUGUGUCUUCUUUGCACUCUUUGGUAUCCCACUGAAUUUGAUCCUGUUGAACCGUAUUGGCCGGAAAAUGCUUUAUGUGGUCCAUCGUUAUAGUGAUUUCAUGGGGAGGAAGGUUCGUCAGCAGAGACCGGUGAAGUAUUUCUCCAGCUUCUGCGCCGUGGUGGCCGGCCUGCUGCUGUUCUUCUUGCUGCCGCCCAUACUCUUCCGCGGCAUGGAGGGCUGGACAUACGAAGAAGGGUUCUACUAUGCCUUCAUCACCCUCAGCACCAUCGGCUUUGGGGACUACGUCAUUGGAAGGGUUCCCGAAAACCGGUACCCGAGCUGGUACAGGAACAUGGUUUCUCUGUGGAUCCUUUUUGGCAUGGCGUGGCUAGCACUCAUUAUAAACUUGUGUAUAAACCUCCUGGAAAACUCCAAAAAAAGUUGCCUUUGUUGCACGAAAACGGAGAGGAAGAUGAAGGAAGAGCUCAUAGACAUAACCCACAACGGGCACGUUCCGUCAGAACUGCAAGAUGCAGAGGACUCCUCCACCACAAGUGACACUAAACCCAAGUCACCUGAUUGACAACAUCAUUGGUGGUUCUAUGUUACAUGUAUGCAAGAUGGUGAUAGUGUAGAGAACGCUUUAUAUGGCCAGUUUGGGUCCAGAGCACUGAUUGGGACUUUAUACAGUUCUGGGACUUGCUGACAUGUAAUAUUUCCUGGACUUGAUUUUAAAGAACACAACAUGUUAGAUGAUUGAACUUUGUUUCAUGCAGAUAUGUGUUUGCUACCCCAGUUAUCCUGCAUCAGGAGCUUACUAUUGCUACUUGGUGGUUCUGAUGAACCCUGGCCCCACUAUAUAUACCCCUGUGGCUUCCCGUUUACCUCUAUUUCCAUCCUCACAUCAUGACACUGCCAAAGUCACAUGCAGCCUUGUCUUCAGUUUUGCAUCACUCAUCUACUAAUACACUCUGGGCUGCUGGGGAAUCCUGCUCCUUCCACUUUAUAACCCUCUGUGGAUUCCUGCUGCCUCCAUUCCCCUUCUCACAUAAUGUCACUUCCCCUGUCACAUGUAGCCCUGUACUCAUUCACACAUCACCUACUGAUAUACUCUGUGCUGCUGGGGGACCCUGCUCCUCCCACUAUAUACCUCUCUGUGGCUCCCUGCUUCCUCCAUUCCACUCAUGACAUCAUGUCACUGCCCCUGUCACAUGCAGCCUGUCUUCACUUGCAUAGCACUCAUCUCCUGAUACUCUGUGCUGCUGGUGAACCCUGUUUCUUUCACUGAAAUGAACAAGAUAUCGUUCAUAUAUUUCAGCGUGUAUGCACCAACGAUGAACGAUGCGCGGCCACGCGCUCGUUCAUCGUUGGUGCCGGCUCGUUUCUGCCUGCAAGCCAAUAUGGACAAUAUCGUCCAUAUUAGCAAGCAGGGCUAUGAGGCCGGGUGUCAGGAGGAGUGAAGAAACUUCACCGUCACCCCUCCUCCGCUGCCGGGUUGUCCGUCGGCCGAUUGCCCGCCGAGGUGUCAAUCGCGCAGUUUGUCUGUGGCUUCCUGCUUCCUCCAUUCCCCUUUUCACAUUGGGCGAGAUGUACUAUAGGGAAAAUGUGAUAAAACCGUUUUAUCGCAUUUUCAUAUGUACUAACCCCUGUCCGCCGCGUUUUUACCCCUGAGGGUAUCGCCAUUUUUGGAUGGUGAUACCCUAUAGAAGCCUAUGGGCUUCUUAUCGCCGGCCGCAGACGCCGACCCCUCUCCCCCCGGCAUACCUUCUUCCGGGCAGGCCAGGUCCCGGAAGGUAAACUCCUCCUCCCCCUACCAACCCAGCCGGAGGUCCUUCCAGCUGCAGGGAGGAGACAGCCUGCUGCCUGAUUCCCGGCCAGGGAGGAGAGGGGAGAGCCCAGGGAGGUGACAGAGACCCCCCGCACACCACCUCACAGGGGCCUCCGUCACCGCAUUGUGAUGUUAAUCGCACAUGUUAGUACAUAUGCGAUCAACAUCGCUGCGAUGGGCGGCGAUGUAUUUUAAUACAUCUCGCCCAUUAUCACUCCCCCUUUCGCUUGCAGACCUCACUAACACAUCACUCAUCUCCUGAUAUACUCUGUGCUACUGGAGGACCCUGCAUCUUCCACUAUAUAAUUCUUCCUGCUUCCUACAGAUUCAAUUCAGAGUGAUGUGUUGCCUAACAUCACUGCAAUGUUUGGUCUCAUACAUAUUUGACCAUUAUGGCGGCCUAAACAUCACUAGUAUUCUAGUCGACUUCUCUGGGGCGCAAGAAAAAACUACCGAUGUUGCUGGCUGCAAUGUUCUGCAACGGCACAUUGAAGAUAUCAAAUGUAAUUGAAAUGCACCCUCUGAUUGCCUACAGGCUGCUCUGUCCCCAUCCACUUGAAAUCUAAGGACAUCUUUGGUGACCAGGAGAUACUGUAAGUACAGUAUUGAAUACAGGAAGGUGUUCAGGCCUUAGUCAAACAUGCCUAAACAACACAAUGCCACAAUAGCUAAUCAUUUUUCUUUUUGUUGUUUUUUUUUUUUUUUUCAAGUAGCAACUUUCAUAGUUUUGAAGCUCUUAUUAUUUUCGGGGUGUAUUCUUAUUACUCAGUGUUUCCUUUCAUAAAUCACUCUUUGGUGGCCUAUAGUAUGGCUGCCACUGCAAAAUAUCUCUCAGCUGGAAGCAUUUGGGUUCAGAGCUCAGGAUAGUGUAAACAGAUUUUUAAAUCAGAGCCAGUCAGUCAGAAAGCUCCUCAGUGGUCAUGUGACGGCAGAGUAAGGCGAGUGGGCUAGAGGAUUGUGCUAUGAAGGUGCAUGCUGAGACACUUUCUGAAUAAAGGCACAUUUUGUUAGGCUUGAACCAAUAGUAAAUGCGAAAUGUGGCCCUACCAUCAAGACAACAGGAGUAAAGCUGUCUUGUUUAUGGGAUGUGGUAUCACAGCAAUAGUAAGUAUAAUUAAUACCAUGUACGUUUUUCCUAAAGUACGCAGUAUUAAGCUUGCCAGCUGCAUUGUCCUUUGCAAGCUGACUAGUAAACAUGUUUUAUUACUGCAAACCAAUUUCACUGUAAUCAUGUGAACAAUUCGCAGCAGCAAUAUUACUAACAUAUUAGCAUAAAUAGGGUGGGGGGGGGGGGCUUAGACGCCAUCAGCCAAUCAGAUUCAGCUGCCGGUCCUCAUUGUUAACAGUAAGCAUCUAUUUAGUGGCCAUGGGUCACAUUCUGACCACACCCUUACUGUACUUUGGCUAUGUCUACACAACCCAUCCCACCCUUCUCACAAAGAGUAGAUAGGGCGAAAUGCGUCUCGGUCAUCUUCAAUCAAGAACCAAUGUACAGUAUAUUGUAUAGUUCUAAGAAACUUAUUUUUUUAAUAAAAUUUAUUUCCAGAUGUAAUUUAAAGAAACAUCCAGAUUCUAUAUAAAGUAACAAUGUAACAGUCAAUAAAUAAUACAUU